Molecule: messenger RNA, 7207 nt
Organism: Bacillus rossius redtenbacheri
Lineage: Eukaryota; Metazoa; Arthropoda; Insecta; Phasmatodea; Bacillidae
Gene: Cirl
Product: latrophilin Cirl
Exons: 15
Coding region: 769-4593 (1274 amino acids)
Biological process (GO): negative regulation of angiogenesis; adenylate cyclase-activating G protein-coupled receptor signaling pathway; cell surface receptor signaling pathway
Cellular component (GO): plasma membrane
Molecular function (GO): carbohydrate binding; G protein-coupled receptor activity
Source: RefSeq, a predicted model, not a curated record
GCAACUACACCGUUUGACUGAAUAGUAGAUAAAAAUUUCGUCUCAGUGUUUUGCUUGAAAAUAAGAAAGUCUCUUCGCGUGGUAUUGGAUUUUGACGUGUAGAUUGACUAGGCGAGGUUAUAUUUGAGUGUUCUUAAAAAAUAACACGAGUGUUUUUUCCGUAUGUAUAUUAAUUCCCAUGAAAAUGAAUAUGAGAUCCUUUAGUAACCAAUUUUACUAUUUCGGUUUACUUUUCAUACAAGUCUAUGAAUCUAUAUGCAAAUGAAAAUAUAGUUUAUGUUUACUUAGAUAACUAAUGAGCAAUGACUAAUCGAGCAUGUAGUCAGCGUUCAUGGACAUUUUUGUUGUCUGUGUGGAUUAUCGUUCUGGUGCUGGCAUGGCGAAGAGAGUGAAUAUAUAAGUUUGUUGUUGUGAGGUGCGCGAUAUGAUGUGGUUAGUUAAUUUUUAUUUGUGCAAGUAGUUGUGUUAGGUGUUCCCGGUACAUACCGGACAAUGGUGGCAAAACAAUGGCAGUACGUCUGAAAUGUGGAAGUAAACAAAAUGAGAAACUCUUGUAGGCCUGUACAAAGUACGUCAGUUCGGUGUAGCAAUGACAGGCAUUUCAUAUGUGUUUGUCAUGAGUGAAAAAUAUUUCAGUGGCUGUUCAGUUCUGUUCGUACUUGGCGUUAAAAGACAAGAAUAUAUCUUCGCGCAUGUUAGGUCGUAGCUCUUCCACAGGAGACCUGUGUCCAAAAUAUCGGGGUGUGGUGUGGAGCUGUGCCCAGAACCAUGGAAUUUCGCAGCACUGCACUACAUCACUGCUUCUUUAUUUUUAUGAUGAUGCUCAAUUUAGAUUUCUCAGAAAGCAGAAGGUUAGAACAACCUCGCUAUGACACUGCUUAUGCAUGUGAAAGCAAGACACUAAAAAUUGAAUGCAAGGAUGGAGAAGUUAUUCAUCUGAUCCGAGCAAAUUAUGGACGUUUUUCCAUUACUAUAUGUAAUGAUCAUGGAAAUACAGAUUGGAGCGUAAAUUGCAUGUCACCAAAAUCCCUUAGGGUUCUGCAUACAAAGUGUAGUCAGCAACAGAACUGUAGCGUUCUUGCAAGUACAAGUAUGUUUGGUGAUCCAUGUCCCGGCACACACAAAUAUUUAGAAGCACAUUAUCAGUGUAUGCCAGCUGCAACAACCACAACAACAAACCGUCCUAGCCCUCCAUGGCUAAUAACAUCUCCACCAAGUGUCUGGAAUACAGCAAAGACAGUAACCCUUCGUACUUCGCAGAAGAUGCCAAAUACUCUUGAAAAUUCCCCUGCUAGUUCUACCUCUACAUCAAGUAGCUUGAAUAGUUCAUCAGGCUCUUCUGUCACUUUGAUCCCUGUACCAGAUGCACAUCCUCUUGAUAUUGGAAAGAAUUUAGAUGUGCUGCCAGAUGAUACGGAAAUAACUACGACUGCACAGCCAUCUUCUGCUUCACCUUUUUACAAAUCCAAGCACAAAACAACAGCUACCAAGCCAGUUAUUCUUGAGUACGUGCCAACGACAAGUGUUCCAUGGUUUCACGAGAGUGAUCUAAUGCUCUGUGCUCCAACUACAGCUCGCAAUUUAUUUUGGAAUUGGACGUUGGCUGGGAAAGUGAACGUGCAACCGUGUCCAGGUGGGGCCAUGGGCCUAGCUCGGUGGAGGUGCGUGCGUCAUUCUUCCGCGACUUCUUCGGCUUUGGCCGACUGGUUCCCGGACACACCAGAUCUCAGCGAAUGCAGGUCCGUGUGGCUCACAAGCUUAGAGUCUCGUGUUGAAGAAGGAGAUUCAAUCCUCAGUAUUGCUAAUGACCUUUCCCAAGUUACUAGCAGCAAAACUCUCUACGGGGGUGACAUGAUGACAACUACAAAGAUCAUCAAAAAAAUGUCUCAAAAAGUGUCGGAGGACUUGAAGUACUAUCCGGACCCCAGGCAGAGAGAAGCGAUGGUUACAGAGCUGUUGCAUGGUGUAGUUGUGACGGGUAGCAAUUUGCUGGACAGUUCUCAGCAUCCUUCGUGGCAUGACUUGAGUCACAAGGAACAAAUGAGGGUCGCAACUUCGCUCCUCAUGGGUUUGGAAGAAAAUGCUUUUUUAUUGGCAGACACAGUCACAGAGGCAAAGACUGUCAUUAAGAAUGUUAAAAACAUAUUGCUCAGUGUACGGGUUUUGAAAACACAAAAUGUUGCCACAGAACAAUUUCCUUCUCCGGAAGUGUUUGACCAGUGGAAAGUGAGUCAAGACUGGCUGCAAAUUCCGAGAGGAGCGCUUCUUGAAAACAGUGAAGGAGGCUACGUUAGAUUGGUGUUCGUGGCAUUUGAUCAUCUCGAAGAAAUUCUGCAGCCUCAGUCGGAGUCUGUCAGGGAAAAUGAACAUCUUACUGAGAAAAAAACUGUCACCAAUAUUAGUAGAGUUCUGAAUAGUAAAAUCAUUUCGGCAUCACUUGGAAAAGGAAGACAUAUUCAGUUGUCAAAACCUGUUAGGUUAUCGUUUCAUCACUUACGCACUGAAAAUGUUAGCAAUCCAUCGUGUGUGUUUUGGGAUUUUACAAUAAGUGCAUGGUCAGAUGAAGGUUGCCGUGUGGAAUCUACAAAUUUCACACACACACUUUGUCAGUGUGAUCAUUUGACCAAUUUUGCGAUUUUAAUGGAUGUUCGUGCAUCUUUUGCAACACCUUCUCACCAAAUGGCACUGCAAAUAAUUACAUACAUUGGCUGUAUAAUUUCAGUUGUCUGUCUGGUUUUGGCAAUAAUAACGUUUCAGUUAUUUCGAGGAUUAAAGUCUGAUCGCAUUAUAAUACACAAAAAUUUGUGUAUGUGUCUUCUAGUGGCAGAAGUCCUGUUUCUUGCAGGAAUCGGACAGACAGACAAGCCUUUAGUGUGUGGCAUUGUUGCUGGUUUGCUGCAUUUCUUUUUUUUAUGUGCAUUUGGUUGGAUGUUCUUGGAAGGCUUCCAGUUGUAUGUUAUGUUGAUUGAAGUAUUUGAGGUUGAAAAAUCAAGAAUUCGUUGGUACUAUAUUUUUGCAUACGGUGCUCCAUCAAUAAUUGUGGCAGUUUCAUCUGUUGUGGAUCCAUUCAGCUAUGGCACAGACAGAUAUUGCUGGUUAAGAGCAGAUAAUUUCUUUAUAUUUAGCUUCGUGGGACCCGUAAUUGCUGUGAUACUUGCCAAUCUAGUCUUCUUAAGUAUGGCAAUUUAUAUGAUGUGCCGCCAUGCUAGUGCUUCAACAUCAAUGAAGAGUAAGGAGCACUCUCGUCUAGCCAGCGCGAGAGCAUGGCUAAGAGGCGCAAUCAUGCUGGUUUUCCUGCUAGGAUUGACGUGGACAUUUGGACUGCUUUAUCUUAAUAAAGAAUCGAUCCUUAUGGCAUAUAUAUUUACUGUAUUGAAUAGUUUGCAGGGACUAUUUAUCUUUAUUUUCCAUUGUGUUCAGAAUGAGAAGGUUCGCAAAGAGUAUAGGAAAUUUAUCCGAAGGCACUCUUGGCUGCCCAAAUGUUUGAGGUGUUCAAAACAUGCAAACAGCAAGGAGAGGCACUCGAGUGUGUUCAUGGGUUCGAAUGGGAAUCCUUCUGCCCCCAACUCUCACAGUACAGACAGCUCGGCUCUCUCUCCUCACGGCACAAGUUAUUUCCUACAACGAGGCUGGAGCUUUUGCAGCAACAAAGGAAAGCCAAAUACCACCACAACCACCCCUGCAUUCAAACCAGCCAACGUUAGCUUCUGCAAUCCUGCCUCCUCAAAUUCCUGCGACCAGGAAGUAGAGAACAUUUCGUUUAAAUCGUGCACUCGAGAUUCUGGUCAUGAAGGAUCUGAACAAGAAGAAUCUCAGAGGUUCCAGUACAACACUGCAGCUGUGUGCCACCUCAACAGUCUCAACAGCCUCAACAGGCAGAGUCCGAGGAGCUGUGCAGACAAGCAGAUCCAUUCCCACGCUCAUCCAAACUACCUUGGCAAUGCCUGCGUCAUGUCUCAAAACAAGGAUUGCAACGACUGUGGAGAGCCACUGAACAGUCAAGUAGCAUCUGUAGUUCACUUUGGCAAUAGUACUUCGAGAAUAGCCAAGAAAACUAAUGUUAAUUUGUUUCGCUCCAUUAGUCCAUGGAAUCACACGUAUACGGAGAUUAGGGAAGGUCAGCACGCCCCUAACCACAGCCACACACAUGGACAUUCCUACAUUGUUGCAUCCACAGAAGAUGAUCCUGUUUACGAAGAAAUUGAGCGCAGUGAUGUGCAAGUGUCGGAUAUGAGUGACGAAGAUGGCAAAAGGCAAAGUGAUGUUAGUAGACAGUCAUCAAGAAGUUAUGGGGAUCACCAUCCAUUAAUUACUUACAGUCCAGCAGUAGACCAUAGUUUCCAUUCCUGUUUAGAUGCUGCACUGAAACAGCGACUGCGAGAACUUGAUCAUCAUAGCACGGAAAAUGACUGUAAUAAUCAUUCCAUAAGUCCCACUGCUUCUCCGUACUUUUAUUCUGGUGAGAAUGCUCGUAUGGUUGCAGUGUUGGAUGGGGAGACUGUAGUGUGUCAUCUGCGGUCAGAUGGUCAGUUGUAUCACCAUGAUCCGUGCAACUCCCGGACUGUAAUACAGCCGACAUUUGAAGAGUAUUAACUCUUGCGGUGCUUCAUCGAUAGUUAACUGAAUUUUCAAUGUGCAUUAGCUGCAUUGUAAAUUAAUGAAAAUGUUAUCGAGUAUUUACAUUUUUGUUAUUUCAUGUAUCCUGUCUUCAGCUGUCCCAAAACUAACGGUCAUGUUACUGUUUGUAUUUGGUUUCUGUUAAUCUUUGCCAUUUAUAUGUCAUAUUUUGGGUAUUUAUGAGACCAACCAUUUUUAUAUCUGAACUUUUUUUUUUGUAAAUACUGUAAAUACUGUGUGCUUUGUACGUAUGUAGAUGGACUAUGAAAGGGCAGCUUUUGUUUAGCACUGGUUUUAUAACACAGUGUCCAUAAAGUACUGAGUCAUUUGUAAGUUUAUAUAAACUUGUGAUGUUGGUAUUACAAUGAGCAUCUGGUUACAUAAAAUCAUUAUAAAAGACUGUAUAAAUUGUAAACAAAUGUUACGAACUGGCACAACCAUUUUUAACUAAAUUAUUUGAAGUCAAAAUGCUGUGAUUAUUUACCACCCUUCAUGUGAGUUUUAAUAGCAUGUGCCAUUGUUUUUAGAAAGUAAAACAUUACUUUUGAAUAUCAGUAUUUAUUUUUGAUUUUUAGAAUUACAAUUUUGAAGUUUUAUUGUGGCAAAUUAGGUAAGUAUUCCUGUAUGUUUCUUAGUCGUCAAUAAUUCCUGAUUUGUAUCGGAGUUUCUUACCCUUUUCCUCAGACUUGCCAUAUUUUUAAUUCAAUUUUAGAUUAGGAAAUUGUGGUAAUAUAAACAAAACACCAGUAUUUUACCACUAUAAAGUUACUAUGUGAUUUGAUUUCCCAUAAUUACAAUUUUUAAUUUUUUUGUGUGAAAAGUAUUCAUAUUAUGUACUUAUAAAAAUAUUUUGCUGUGUGAUGUGUCAUUGCAAAUUGACACAUGUUCCAAGUCUUCAUAAUUUCUAUUCGUAGUGAUAUGCCUUGAGACUGGAGGCAUAGUGCUUAAAGGCACAACAGCAUUAGUAGUUAAGGAUAUGUUUAGUUGAUUCCACAGCGUGAACAUGUGUGUAGCCAAACAUUGAUAGAUGCUCAUCAGCUUGUCAACGAAAAUUAAAUACAUAAACUGCAUUCAUGUACUCUUGAGUCAAGCUCACUGCAAUAUGCCUACCUUCUGUUGAGGAAUCAGGCUAUUAUGGGUCCACUGUCCAUUUCUGUAUUUAUGAUGUAACAUUUAGCAAUUUAAAAAAUUAUGUUCUUUAAUACAAACAUUAAUUACUGAAAAUGGCCUGUGCUAGCUCAUAGCCUUGAAUUAUUCUUACCACCAAAGAUGCAGUGUCUAAUUGUAUUGGAUGUACUCCUGGUAUAUAAUGAUACUGAAUGUAUCUACAGCUAUUACAUACGGUGUCAUUAAUUGCUUGUUACUCACUUAUAAGUAAUCAUUAUAAAACCCUCGUAAAAAUACCAACUAAAUAAAUUUGCUACAUUCUGAGUUCAAAAAUUGUUAGCACUUUACCUAUAAACACAUAUAAUUUUACUCUUGUAAUAAAAUUUCUCUGUUAAUAAGUCUAAAUUCCUAAGUACCUUCAGAAACUUCUUAACAAGGCUAUACUGUAUUUGUGGCCAUAUUUUAACAGAAUUUUAACAUUGCAAACACCAUUUAUUAAAAGUUUUUCAUGCAUCGUGUACAACCUUUCUACCAAGUAGUUCACCACUGUCUCACGAAUACCCUAAGACCUAUGUUAUCAGCCACCAGGCAUGGUAACAAUACCCAUGGGGGACUCGCAAAUCGCAAGGCGGGAGUUUAUUCCGAGCUCGUCUUCCACCCACGUGGGACCUUCCUGAUGCCCUGGUAAGGAACCAGGUGCCACGAACCUGGCACGCUCUGAGACGUCAGUGUUCGCCAUGCUCCUGUCCAACCUUAAUACAUUCUUGUGCUAGAAGUCAGCAAAAAAGUCCAAUAAAUUACAAUAAGGAUUAGAAGCAGUGAGCAUUCUUUGUCUUGUCAGCAUAGUAUGCAGUAUUUUCUUUGUGGAGGGCAGUUUUCUGUAGACAGGUAGACAACUGUUAAAAUAUUAUUUUAUCAAAUUUUGAAGCAUUUCCACAUAGAUCAAAAAAAGCUGGAAGUGUAACUUAUCUUUGUUUCCCAUAACUGCAUGUGUUCUUUUACAGUAUUUUCUUCUAUUUUAGGUAUGUAAAAAAUGCUGAUCUGCGCUGUGUUUUUACAGGAUUGUUAUGCACGUGGUGGAUUAAGUACUAGUGUAAAAUUCAAAGAAAAACUAUUCUUCUAGUUAUUUUCAUCUAAAUUGCUGAAUACAGUUUUUUUUUUCCACUAGUUCUGCUGCUGUGUGUAACUUGUAUGUUGUGCUUUUUUUUUUUUUUAGCAGUAUUAUUAUGUAGCAGUGCCGAACUGGUACCAAAACAUAAAACAGCAACGGUGUUAAUAAAAGAACAGCAGAAAUGUAAUUGUGGUCAAUUGCACAUACAUAGGGGCAAAAGUAUGUCAUUUCAAGUAAAAAAUACUUGCAUAGAAAUUAAUCAGUGAAUUUACUAUUACAGUGACUUCAAUAAAGUUCAGAAAUGUUUGGAAAAUAUUUAUAGUACCUAUUUUAAUUAAUUAUCUAUAUGGCAAUAUAUACAUUAAAUAUUAC